AUGUCUAUUAGAGAAGUUUGGGAACAAUACAAAAAGCAACGUGACGGUGAUCAUUUCACUGACAACGCUUCAUUCGUCUUCGUACCAACAGCUGCUGGUGCAAGAGGGUACGAUGCUGUUAGACAGUUCCUUUCUACCGCAUAUGACUCUCGUAUGCUUAGAGUUGUAGAAAGAGUCCUUAUCCAAACCAUCGGAGAAAACUCCAUUGUUGAAGAAUCGGAAACUACAAUCAAUUUUAUUAACGGUGAUGGUGUUUGGCUUGUGCCAGGUAUUGAUGGUCGUUACACGAUUGACAGUCAAGUUGUAAUUCCUACGGUGACUUCUGCGAUAUUAGAGGGCGAUAGGAUCUCUUCUAUACGUGUAUAUUGGGAUCAAGCAUCUGUCUUGAAACAACUUAAAUUGAUUUCCGAUAAGAAUUCUUCUUGGCCAAUAGUUAGCGAUAGACAAGUAGAUGUGGUACGCGAUAUUACAAGCGCCCAUCUCAAUCCAUUUGGUAGAGCUGAUCGUUUGGCAGCCGGUGUAGCUCGAAUGAAUGUUAACCAACCAGAGAUAUCUUCUCGUCGACAUGUUCAUAUUACUAGUCGCGUUAAUCAACCUGGCGGUACGGGUGGCAAAUCUUCCGUAUUUGGUGAUAAUGAUUCUUACGAAGAAAAUAAUCAACGCAACAGAUACAAUUCCAAUAAAAAUGCGUCUCAUUUCUCUUUUGGAGAUGAAGAGCAGAACCAUGUACAAAAAGACGCUCAAAUAACUGGAUCAGAACAACAACAGACUGGUCGUCGAAAUGUCCAUACUUCUAGUCGCGUUAAUCAGCCUGGCGGUACGGGUGGUAAAUCUUCCGUAUUUGGUGAUAGUGAUACAUAUGAUGAAAAUUCCCAACGUAGAAGGUUCAAUUCCGAAAAAAAUGCAUCCCAUUUUUCUAUCGGAGAUGAUAAUCACGAGGCACAACAAGACACUUCUAUAUCUGGAUCUUCCAAGAGACGAGGAAAAUCUCAAUUCGAGUCAUCUGUUGGAUUUGGUGAUGAACAACAACAACGUCCUUCCGUCAAGCCUUCAAGUCGUAUCUUGAAACCUCCUGGUGGUGGUGGUUCUCAAAUUACCUUUGGAUAA
Funneliformis caledonium is the source of this 1107-nucleotide messenger RNA. Lineage: Eukaryota; Fungi; Glomeromycota; Glomeromycetes; Glomerales; Glomeraceae. The record is from the annotation of a GenBank genome assembly.